AUGACAAUUCAGAUAGUGGAUUCGGUUGAAAAUAGGUCAUUCGACAACUAUGUAACGAUUAAGUUGAAUGACUCGUUGUAUUUAUUCCAUCUAGUCUAUUUGAGAGACAACUGUACCGGCAAAGAAAGCUUCCAUGGUGAAACACAUCAGAGACUGAUUGAUAUCUUCAACGAUAUCGAUUUGGAGAAAGAUUUGAAUGGUACUGUCGUUGUUGAAGGUGAUGAAUUGGUUGUGAAAUGGUUCGACGGUCAUAUUUCAAGAUUCACGGAAAGAUGGCUCUUGAACCACGCAUAUUAUCCAGAGAAGAACGUUAUCAAUAACAAAGCAGUUAAGUUGCCCAAUCGCAUCACCUGGUGCAAGCAAGAAUUUAAUGAAUUGAAACAAGCUAGCGAUCACUUUAAGAAUGACUACAAUCAUAUUAACGAUGAUUCUACAAAAAAAAUUAUCUUCAAUGAGAUUUAUCAGUACGGCUUCACGUUAAUUGACAAUGUUCCUGUGUCCCUCGAUGCUACUAAGGAGGUAUCUGAAUUGAUUUCAAUCAUCCGUCCCACGCAUUAUGAUACUGGCGUAUGGGAUUUUACCUCUGAUUUAUCGAAAAAGGAUACCGCAUAUACCUCACUCGCUAUCGAUAUGCAUACGGACGGUAACUACUGGUAUGAGACUCCUGGGUUACAAUUGUUCCACUUACUAUUGCAUGAUGGCCAAGGUGGUGAAACUAGAAUUUGUGACGUUGCACACAUCUUAAAACUAAUUAAGGACAAAGCUAACGAAGAUGAAUCAUGGCAAGAAACUUUGGAAAUUCUAACAAAACAACCAAUCGAGUUUCAUCAAUCAGGGGAAUCUGAGAAUGUGUUCAUUGAGAACAGGUACCCAAUUUUGCAAGUUGACAAGGACGGAGAAUUGAUCCAAUGCAGAUGGAACACCAGUGACCGGACGUCCAUGUUAAAGGGUACUAAGUAUCCGGUGAAUGAAAUUUACAGAGCUAUGGCAAGAUUUAACGACUUAAUUAAUGACACUGACAACUACGUCAGAUUCCCACUGGCACCAGGUACUAUUUUAGUCUUUGACAAUUGGAGAGUUUUACACGCUAGAACCGCUUUCAACGGCAAAAGAAGACUAUGUGGGUCAUAUUUGACCAGGGAUGAUUUCCUUGCCAGAUACAGAUCUCUACUAUUCAAUCGUGAACAGUGGCUCGAAUCAGUUUAG
Molecule: messenger RNA, 1206 nt
Organism: Kluyveromyces lactis
Lineage: Eukaryota; Fungi; Ascomycota; Saccharomycetes; Saccharomycetales; Saccharomycetaceae
Product: trimethyllysine dioxygenase
Exons: 1
Coding region: 1-1206 (401 amino acids)
Biological process (GO): carnitine biosynthetic process
Cellular component (GO): mitochondrion
Molecular function (GO): trimethyllysine dioxygenase activity; iron ion binding
Source: RefSeq, a predicted model, not a curated record